UGUUUGGCAUAUUUUUUUUUAUUUUUGCGUUAUAUAACUAAGUGGCAAUAGCACGGGCGAAUAGAAUGGUUAACCGGUAACUGGCUACCAAAUCUGUAAAAAUCACACACGCCAACGGAAAAAUAUAAAAGUGAUAAGAUCGAAAAAUGGUAUUCUCGAUACAGAAUUCAGAAACAGGGGAAAUGGACUACACGUAUCGGCCACUGUGUUCGGUAAAACAUCAAGAUUUCGAUAUGGAGACUGGUGAACCCUUAAACGGCACAAAAUGGAAAGUUCGAUAUGUCAAACAUGAAAAUUUCCACAUACCCAAAAAAUAUCUACGAGUCAAAACACACACAAAAAUUACCACUUUCUGCGAUGACGAGUAUUCACAAACAGAUAUUCAUGUAAAACCAUUUGCCACGGCGACCAAAUCAGAAGAGAAAUGUGGUAAACAAUAUAAAAAGGAGGAUUUCAUGAAUAUGGACGGAGUUAAAAAUGAUAUCCUCUUGGGUUACACUAAGGAGACAUAUAUACUUUUUCUCAUUCCAUCACUUUUUUACUUCACAUUGACUUUUACUUUUAUUCUGCUUGCCAUUGAGGGAUUUUUACACUGCUGGGCACACAAGAAAAACUCCUUAAACACGAAUAAAUCCUAUUACUUCCGCAGCCCAUUGCAUCUGUUGACAUCCCAGUUUUGCGCGCGUUGCCGUUGUGAAUGUGAAAUGGAGAUAAAAAUUUUCCAAACGCUAAACAAGCAAAUGCGCAAAGUCAGACAUUCGAGAGCGCUGAAAGAUGUGACCAAACGGUUCUGCGUUACCACAGCGACUUGGAUUCAAAUCCGAUCAAAGAAUAUGACAUUCGCAGUAUAUACCAAAAUGUUAUUGGGAAUGUUUUACGAUAUUACUACUCGGGGUUAUAUAAACUUUGUAAAUUUUCGAACAUACGUAUGUAAUAGCUCAAAAAAUUGUACAUUAAAAAUGCAAUAUGUUACUUUAUAAAAAUAAAGGCUGCAAGGCUUGAAA
This is a messenger RNA of Anastrepha ludens (Mexican fruit fly), 1004 nucleotides long. RefSeq lists its product as uncharacterized. The transcript is spliced from 4 exons. NCBI's taxonomy places the organism in Eukaryota, Metazoa, Arthropoda, Insecta, Diptera, Tephritidae. The record is from RefSeq and is a predicted model, not a curated record. Bases 147 to 980 code for a protein of 277 amino acids.